This is a messenger RNA of Petromyzon marinus (sea lamprey), 1976 nucleotides long. The record is from RefSeq and is a predicted model, not a curated record. NCBI's taxonomy places the organism in Eukaryota, Metazoa, Chordata, Hyperoartia, Petromyzontiformes, Petromyzontidae.
CAGACGCCUUCACCACGAUGAUGACGAUGGUUCGGGUCUCUGCUUCGUCCCGGCUUGCUCUGCCGAUGAUGAUCGCGAUGCUGCAGCUGCUGCUUCUGCAGUCACCGUCAGCAGUGGCCGUGAAGCCCGGCUCCUGCCCUACGCUGCCCCCUGACACCAUGGGAACGUGCGACGAGGCGUGCACGGACGACGACAGCUGCCCUGGGGAGCAGAAGUGCUGCAGCAACGGCUGUGGCCACAGCUGCGUGCAGCCGCAGGUCCUCAGGCCGAGUGGCUUAACGUUGCCGGUUCUCAAGCCGAUCCAAGUGGAGCCGGUGGCCGUGAAGCCCGGCUCCUGCCCUACGCCGCCCCCUGACACCGUGGGGACGUGCGACGAGGCGUGCACGGUCGACGAGAGCUGCCCCGGGGAGCAGAAGUGCUGCAGCAACGGCUGUGGCCACGGCUGCGUGCAGCCAGAGGAUCUCAUUCUGAAAGAUGCAGAGCUGUUGCCCGUGAAGCCUGGCUCCUGCCCAACGCUGCCUCCUGACACCGUGGGGACGUGCGACGAGGCGUGCACGGACGACGACAGCUGCCCUGGGGAGCAGAAGUGCUGCAGCAACGGCUGUGGCCACAGCUGCGUGGACCCGCAGGUCCUCAGGCCGAGUGGCGUGAAGUUGCCGGUUCUCAAGCCGAUCCAAGUGGAGCCGGUGGCCGUGAAGCUCGGCUCCUGCCCUACGCCGCCCCCUGACACCGUGGGGACGUGCGACGAGGCGUGCACGGUCGACGAGAGCUGCCCCGGGGAGCAGAAGUGCUGCAGCAACGGCUGUGGCCACAGCUGCGUGCAGCCAGAGGAUCUCAUUCUGAAAGAUGCAGAGCUGGUGGCCGUGAAGCCCGGCUCCUGCCCGACGCUGCCUCCUGACACCAUGGGAACGUGCGACGAGGCGUGCACGGACGACGACAGCUGCCCUGGGGAGCAGAAGUGCUGCAGCAACGGCUGUGGCCACAGCUGCGUGCAGCCGCAGGUCCUCGGGCCGAGCGGCUUAACGUUGCCGGUUCUCAAGCCGAUCCAAGUGGAGCUGGGCAGAGUGAAGCCAGAGGUGAGACCCGGGUGCUGUCGAGAACCGGACCCCUUCCACAUCCAAUACUGCAUAUGGAAGAACGACCGCUGCCGCGGUGACGGCGAAUGCCCCGGCGUCCAGAAGUGCUGCCCGCACUCGUGUGGGAAUCGCUGUGAAGACGUGAAGCCAGGGAAACCCAAGCCCGGCGAGUGUCCGUUUGUGUACACCAGCCUCAUCCGCUGCGCAUUCAGACCCCCGCAGUGCAGCGAGGACUGGCAGUGCCCCGGGGAGCAAAAGUGCUGCAACAGGGGCUGCGUGACGGCCUGCAGAAAGCCCGUCAAAAACAAGAACGGAUUUUGUCCGUAUAUCGACACCAUCAGGCGCAUCAAAUGCGUGGUCCGCCCAGACCUCAACCAAUGCCAGCAGGACUGGCAGUGCCCGGACAAUGAGAAGUGCUGCAACACGGGCUGCGAGCUGAUCUGCAUCAAACCAGUGAAGGCUGGGUCGUGCCCGGUCUGGAACUUCUCGGCCAUCGUCUGCAUCCGCUAUAACGACGGCUGCAGGAGUGACGACGACUGCCCUGGCAAGCAGAAGUGCUGCAGCGUCCCGUGUGGGGUUGGCUGCGUUGCUCCAGAUCUGGCUCAGAGGGGGUUGGACAACCUGACGGAUGGUGCCUCGCCACAGUCUCCAGCGAGUGAUAGACCAGAUCGGGAAGGAGGUGGAGUCUGAUGCAAAGGAGGAGUAGAGUCCACGCCGAGCAGCUCCACGUGGUUUUUGUUGUUCUUGUUCACGCUGCAGAGCGUCUAUCGUCUGGUUUCUGGGGCUUCACGAUGACGCGACCGAGCUCGCUCGUGCCGGCUGUCUGGAUGCAGCCGCUCGCGAUGGCAAUCCAACAGCUCCCAUUGGCUGUCCAAUAAAAGUGCUUUGUGCUGAAUGCUG